Polychytrium aggregatum is the source of this 949-nucleotide messenger RNA. RefSeq lists its product as uncharacterized. Bases 166 to 780 code for a protein of 204 amino acids. The transcript has 3 exons. Lineage: Eukaryota; Fungi; Chytridiomycota; Chytridiomycetes; Polychytriales. The record is from RefSeq and is a predicted model, not a curated record.
AUCUCGCCAGGUUUGUCUCGUUCGUCGGGUCGGUGGCCCCCAGCGCCGAAUCCUUCCUGCAGACGGGUUGUGCUGAUGCGCUCUUCACCCAUGACACCCGGCUGAUCGCACUUUGAUCUUGUCCAGCACAUUCGCAUCGGUUCUCCGCAUCCUGCCCAACGAAACAUGAAGUUCAGUCUCGCUAUCUCUGCUGUCGCGGUGCUCGGCCUUGUUGCACCUGCCAUGGCAAAGUUCUGGGAUGUCCCGGCCCUGCUCACUCCCGAGGGCGACAUCACACCCAAGGCGCCCAACUAUGUCGAGAGCUCUCUUCCCCACGAUGUCUACCUCGCGUACCUCGACGGCUGCAAGGAGAUCCCAACCCCAAUCACAAACGAAUCUGCCAACUUUGGCACGGCUAUCUUUGAGCUGCUGCUGACCAACCUGACACUCUCCGUCUCGCUGAGCUUCAGCGGCGACCUCGGCAACAUCACCAAGCUCCAUCUGCACGGCCCAGCCAACGACUCCUCUACGGCACCACCCAUCUAUGAUCUGCUCGAGUCCAAGCCGCGACUUGUCAGUCCCAUCGCUGUCCAAGUCGCCCUCAACGAAACCACCUGGGACUACCUGGUGCGCGGACUCCUGUACAUCAACAUCCACAACGAUCUCCAUCCUGACGGCGCCCUCCGUGGCCAGGUUGGAUGCGUUUCCUCUUGCCGUGUGCCCCACGGCAGCAGUAGCGACGAUAUCCGGUUCUUUGCUUAUGAAACGUGCAACCCAGAUCGCCGUCUCCCUGGUUUCUAAUCCGUCCGCCCCGUCGAGCUGCUUUGCAUAUCUCGCUCGGAUACAUAGCAGGCACACUUUCACAGCUUUGUUUCAGUUGCCACCGCUGCUGUUGUGACCGGCGGUGCGAUUCGGUGAUUUCCUAUUGUAUAAAUACAUCCUUCGUCUCCAACGUUCUUGCCUCCGACAC